AUGGCCCGCAUCGACCUGCUCAACGCCCCGACGAAGCCAUGUCACAACUGCCGCCGCCGCCGCCUCCGCUGUGACCGCUCCUAUCCCCACUGCCACAAGUGUACAGCUGGCGGACAGGAGUGCCUGGGCUACGGGAAGCUGUUUCGCUGGACAGAGGGCGUCGCGAGCCGCGGCAAGCUGGCGGGGAAGACCACCAUCACCUUCUCGGCCGACACGACGACGACGACAUCGACGUUGUUGACGCCCUCGCGGGCUUCCACGCUCGAGCCUUCCGACGCCUCCGCUUCUUCGUCCGCCGCCUCCACUUCGGACCGUCGCCUCCACCACAACAACAACAACAACCACCAAGACCCUCCGGCGGCAUCUGCCGAAGAUGCCUCCACAGCUCUUGUCGUCUCUGCCGUCCGGCCCGCCGGCACCGAGACCCAGUUCACCCAGACGGCCCCCUGGACUCUCGUCGACCCUCUCUUCCAGGGGGUGGAGCAUCACUACCGGCACUACCUCUCCUACUUCACCACGCGCGUCUGCAGGGAUCUCGUCUCCUGGGACCUCCCCGAUCGGAACCCCUUCCGGUCCCUGAUCCCGCUCACCAAGGCUCAUCCCCUGCUGCAGCACAUCAUCGUUGCCGCCUCCGCUGCCCACAUGUCUAAUCUCUCCCGCGCCCUGUCGUCCGACCCAGAAUCGGAUCUAAACGCGCGGCAAGCUUUAACCGAUGCCCUGGUCGCCAAGCACAAGGCUCUGCGCCUGCUGUCUGCCGCCCUGCAGGACCUCGGCGGCAUCGGCGGCGACGUCGUCCUGGCGUCCGUGCUCUUCUUCGUCAACGUCGAGCUGAUCGAGAGCGGGAAAGACGGCUGGAAGCCCCAUCUUGAGGGUGCCGGCCGAAUCAUGUCCCACUUGUCCCCCGUUGGCACCGCGGAUGUCGCCCUGCGUGAUUAUGUCAUGUCGGAUUGCUUCAUCUAUUACAUCUUGGCCUCCGCCUUCAACGCCUCAACCCCGGCCGCCAAGUCCUACUACCAGUCCGCCCAGAUUUCCUCCAUCCUGGGCAAGGCUACUACAAACAGCUACCUCUGCUGUCCGCCCGACAUCUUGCAGAUCCUCCUGGCGGCAUCCCAGCUGUCGAACCGCACUACGGACGACCUUGAAUCUGCCGCAGACGUGGCCCAGGCCGCCGCGCAGAUACUGCAGCAGGCCCUGUCCUUUGACGUCCACGACUGGGCCUACGAGCCGCGUACCAUCUCUUACUUCAAGCACAUCCCUGUAGAGAGCCGGAUCCACGCCGGCUCGGCCCACCGCCUCGCCGCGUGUCUAUACAUACUCCACGCCCUCCCGUCGGCAUCGAUCCUCGUGCCCGUCGACCGCGAGGAGCUGGACAGCCAGAUAUUCUACCACCUCUCCUGCAUCCACGACGAGGACCCCAACUUCAAGGCGACCUGCUGGCCGACAUUCGUUGCCGGCGCGGGCACAUCCGAUCCCGAGAGGCGGAAAUGGAUCCUCAACCGCCUCAAGAUGCUCAUGAUUGCGACUCCCUGGGGCUUCAUCAUGACCGCCAUGGACACGCUGCACACCAUCUGGAACAUCGAGGAGUCUGUGGACCCGGAUACCCAGGUUGAACGGACCUGGGUCCAGAAGCUCAAGGCCUCGAACCUGAACUUCAUCAUCGUGUGA
This is a messenger RNA of Colletotrichum higginsianum IMI 349063, 1665 nucleotides long. Its product is annotated as Acriflavine sensitivity control protein acr-2. The record is from RefSeq and is a predicted model, not a curated record. NCBI's taxonomy places the organism in Eukaryota, Fungi, Ascomycota, Sordariomycetes, Glomerellales, Glomerellaceae. Gene Ontology annotation, cellular component: nucleus. Gene Ontology annotation, biological process: positive regulation of transcription by RNA polymerase II. Gene Ontology annotation, molecular function: zinc ion binding; transcription cis-regulatory region binding; DNA-binding transcription factor activity, RNA polymerase II-specific. The coding region runs from base 1 to 1665 and encodes 554 amino acids. The transcript has 3 exons.